This is a messenger RNA of Hydractinia symbiolongicarpus, 7209 nucleotides long. RefSeq names its product NACHT, LRR and PYD domains-containing protein 9-like. Lineage: Eukaryota; Metazoa; Cnidaria; Hydrozoa; Anthoathecata; Hydractiniidae. Gene Ontology annotation, cellular component: cytoplasm. Gene Ontology annotation, biological process: signal transduction; positive regulation of inflammatory response. The transcript is spliced from 5 exons. Bases 126 to 3809 code for a protein of 1227 amino acids. Gene Ontology annotation, molecular function: protein binding. The record is from RefSeq and is a predicted model, not a curated record.
UUUGUAUAAAAAGUAAAACAGAAAUCUUAAUAAUUUUUUUAGUAAAUAGGCAUUUACAUAAACAUUACCACCAUCAUUGUAAUGAUGACAUUUGCACUAAAGAAUUUAUUGGAUAACUUUAUAACAUGGCACUGAUUCCAGAAAAUGUCCUUGAUGUUAUUUCUUUCUCUCUUGCUGGAGAUUGGAAACGAUUUGGUAGAUUAAUGCGACUAGAAGAAUCACAGAUAGAAUGCAUUGACUUAGAAAAUGAUUUAGUCUAUGAAAAAUGCAGACAAGUUUUAAAAGAAUGCACUCGAAAGCAACCAAGCAUUGAGUGGGAUGAUGUAAGAGUGGUUUUGGAGCAGAUCAAUAGAAACGAUGUUGUGAAAAAAUGUGAGAAGAUAGAAGGAUGUGCUGUAAAAGUAUCACUAAAUUCGACCAUGGAAAAAAGCUUUGAAAAAGCCAAGGAGCAGCUGAGAGAGAGAUAUUUACAUCAAUAUAAGUGUUUAUUUAACGAGAAUUCUAAUGAGCAACACAAUUUAGACCGCAUAUCAGCCUUUGUUGAACUAGCUAUAUCAUCUUCCAACGAUGUGCAUGAAUACUGGAGUCGUAACAGUGACCGAGAUUAUCACCUGAAUCAACAUCUGUUUAAGGGCAAAACCAUAACUAUCGAAGAUAUAAUGUGUGAAAAUAAAGACCUGGUUUGUUUGGGAGGUGUAGCAGGCAGUGGCAAAAGCACGCUUCUUCUUUAUAUGCUGUUAAAAUGGGCAAGACAAGAAUUGUGGACUGGCAGUGUUGGCCAACAAUUUGAUUUUGUUUUUACUAUUAUUUGUCGUGAAAUCAAUUUUAUUGAGAAUUGUAGUUCCUUGGAGUCUAUAUUGAAGAAACUUUAUCCAAAAGUUUUUCAGUUAAUUUCAUUUGAACAAUUGCUCUUGAUUGCAGACAAGGUUCUAGUAAUUGUGGAUGGUGUCGAUGAAUUUAUUGGCUUGGAUGACAUGAUAUCACAGCAGGAUGGUUCACAAAGUGGCUUAGAUCUGUCCAGGUCCCUGUUUCAAGCUGUUAACCCUCUUCAUCCAUCCUUAUUCAGACAUAAAGUCUUAAUAUCUGGUCGACCAGAAGCUAUAUCUAAGGUUCAAAAAAGAUUUCAGAAAAUUGUUGAUGUUAGAUCGAUAGAAGUACUUGGCUUUAACAAUGAAAAUGUGGCCCUUUUUGUUCAGAGUUAUUUUUCAAACAAUCGUCAGCAGUAUCAAACAGUGUUGCAGAAAAUCAAAGAAUCAACUAAUCUGUCUGUGAUGGCAAGUUUACCUGUUUAUUUAUCCAUCAUAUGCAAUUUGUUUUUCAAUGAAAGUAAUGCUACUGUGAACACGUCUGUUGAAUUGUUUUGCUGGGCGUUAGGCCUGUAUCUGAAGGAUCAUUUUCGUGGAAAAGCUGUAUCCACUAUGAACUUAAGGGAGCUGUUUAAACAGGAAUUUGUUCGCAAUAUGUUGGCUGUCGUAGCUGCAAUGGCGUAUGAAAUGUUAUGUUGUGGUACUGUUGUCUUUGAUGCUGAUUCUCUAUCUGGUCAGUUUGAAGAAUCUCUAGAAUACUGCGGAUUGGUAACAAAAGUUUUUGUUGAUGAAUUUACAGUCAAGUAUCAGUUUCGACAUCUCAGCUUGCAAGAAUUCUGUGCAGCUGCUCACAUUUUGAGAAAAGACAUACCUCGAAAGGAUGUUAUAAACAAUAACCGUUUACGUGGUUGUGUUCCAUUGUUAUGUGGUUUAGAAUCUGUAUUUUCAACAAGCAGUAAUUCACCUCCCAUUUUAAAAGCUAUCGUUCAUGCAAUGGAGGUACAAAACUUAACACAGGAGCCUGUUUUAAGUUAUCUUGUUGAUAAUUUAUUUAGUUAUGGUCAUCAACCAUGUGUUUUAACAGGUUCAAAUGAUGCUUGGAAUCUUUUUGCGACAUCUUAUUACGAGCACCACAAACCAUUGAAUCAAUCAUUAAAGUCUGUUAUAUCGAAAAGCGAGAUUAUUUUGUAUUUGAAGAAUAUUUCACGUAUUCAAAUGACAUUCAUGAUUUAUUUCCUUGAUCAAAUAAUAGCAAUAAAUCCAUUUCCCGUUCAGGAUAUUUACUUGCAAGUAUGGCGAAAUGAUGUCUCAGAAAGUGAGUGCAAAAGAAUGGCAAAGUAUAUUUGUUUGACCAAGCGUGUUCACAUAGAGAGAAUGAAUGUUCUCCUUCCAGAUGAUUUAAAAUUGAUCAACAAUGAGUUUGAAAGUAUGACAGAGAAAAAAGCCACCCCCGCUAUUAAAGAAUUGCGUUUUUAUGCCUGUAAACUGUCUUCCCACCAUUUAUUUUCUAUGGAAUCAGUUUUGACAAACUUACACACACUUGUUUUAAGUUAUAACAAAAAUAUUUCCUUGGACGGAUGGAAAUUAGUGGCAAGUUUAUUUGAAACCUGUUGCUUUCUACAAAAGCUGCAUGUUAGGGAUUGUAACUUGAAAGAUCAUGCAUUUGCCAGCCUUGCUGCAGUCGCUCCAAAGUUAUUAGAGUUUGAAGUAUCUGACAAUCCUUCAAUCACAAACCAAGGUUGGAUUAAAUUAGUUGAAUCAGUGAAUAAUGGAAGUGUAUUAGAGAAGCUUUAUCUUCGUGGUUGUUAUCUAACUGAUUCCUCUCUGGAAUCAUUGCUUCCAGUUUUCACUUACUUAAAGGAGCUUGAUUUGAGUUUCAACAAAGCAAUUACAUAUGGUGGAUGGAACAAGCUGUGUGAUUUCUUUCUGCAAGGAAAAGGUGAAUCACUACAGCGAUUGUGUAUUAAAAAUUGUUUUGUUACUCAAUCGUCCAUCGAAGUUUUGAAAAAAUGCAUGCAUUCUUUGGAACAUUCUGUCGCUUUGCCUACCAUAUCUAACCAACAAAAAGAUGAUUUAAACGAUGAUGGUUCAUCUCAAAUGAUAAAAAUAAAGUGCAAUUUGAAUGAUGGAAGUUUAAAAAAGCUCUGCAAGGAGAUACAAAGCCCAAGAAGAAUUGACCUGAGUUCCAAUGAAAACAUAACCACGCUAGGUUGGCAACAUUUGGCUAAUUCUGUGCAAAGCAAGACAAGUAAUCUGGAGGAACUAGUCCUAUGCGAUUGUAAUUUAAAAGAUGAUGAUGUAUUGGUUUUAUCACCAUUAUAUCCAGGUCUUAAAAAACUGAGACUUUCAAAAAACCCUGGAAUUACCAAUGUUGGAUGGAAUAUAUUAGGUUCAAUUAAACGAGAUGCAGCAGGUCGUUUUUUAAAAGGUCUAAACCUUCGUAGUUGUCGGCUUAAUGACUCAUCUAUGGCGAUCCUGCAACCUAUACUAGGACAUUUAAACUAUCUUAGUUUAGGUAAUAAUUCUCAUAUCACACCUAUUGGGUGGAAAUGUUUAUCUACUGCUGUCAUUGAUAGUAAAAAAGUGUGUCUAAAGUUUCUGAGUGUUCGCGAUUGUGACAUAAACGAUGCUUCUUUGAAAGAAAUACAACCUGUGAUCCCCUUUUUGCAUUCUCUGAAGCUUGGGGGAAAUCUCAAAAUCACUCCAGUUGGAUGGAAAGGUAUAGGAGAAUGCAUUAAUAAUGAAAUAUGCAAUUUGUACGAGUUGGGUGUCAUCAGGUGCUUGUUAACAGAUGAGGAUCUAAUUACUUUAUUACCACUACUUCCGUUUCUUCAAAUGUUUGACGUGCGAUUCAAUAGAUGCAUCACAACAAUUGGUUGGAAAUUAUUAUCCAGCGCGGUCAGGAAACACCCUUCGGCCAAGUUGAAAUCAAUGAAUAUACAUGGUUGUUUCAUAUCAAAUUCAGAUUUAAAAUCUCUUCUAGAAGUAGUGGAUAUUGUGUAAAGUUAUUGUGUAAUUUUUUGAAAAAUGUCGAUUUAAUUUGAUUUUUAUUCUUAUUAUUUUUAAUAUUUUAUACUUUUGCUGCUUAUUUUUCUUUGUUUAUCUACAUUUAUAUAUAUACAAAGAUCUAUUUGUUGUUUAUUUACACAUCGUUUAUUUUAAAUUAAAAUUUAGUAUGAAUUGUAUUUUUACUAAACAUAACAUAUACAUAUACAUAUUUUAUCUUAAUUUUUUUUAUACAAUAUUUUUUAUGUUAAAUAUACUUGAUGUGGGGAUAAGAUGCAAAUUCAAUUUAGAUUACCUUCUGAAAUAAUUGCAACAUGAAGCUUUGUGACUAUUGAUAUUUUUUAUGAUUACCAUUUUUUUACUUAUGGAGAUUUUUCUUUAGACGUUUUGGGAUAAAGUUAUGCCACCUGUUUAAUUUGUUUUUUCUCAUUUUCACUAUUCUAAGGCAAUAUAUAAGGCUUUUUUACAUUUUUCAGGAAUUUUGGUGGUACUUGUUUUUUUUUACAAAAACCGAAAGAUGUUAUCAUUUAUAUCACUAACAGAAAUUAUUAUCUGCGAGGUUCACACCAAUUGAGUUUCUACUAAGAAAGUCUUGUCCAAGUUCUUUUUUACUUUUUUAAACCUUUCUUGGUGCGUUACUAAUAAAAUUGAUAAUCCUUCUAUAAUUACCCAAAAUAAGCAAUUAUCAUUUGUUGUAGUUAUUUUGAAUUCAUACUUUAUAAUAUUUUUGAAAUGCAAUAAAUUUUAUUUGUGUUUGCAAGUUUAUUGUUUUUUUAAACUAUUUAAGGAUUCAUAACAAAUUGGGCUUAAAUCUUUCAUUCAAGUGAAUAUGAAUAAAAUAAAUUAUGUUGUGAUAAAAAAGUAAAAUAUAAAAACAAGUUUUAAAAUAGCAUAUGCUUCUCGGUUAAUACGAUCCUCAGUGCAUACAUAGAUGUAAUAAAUUUUAUUGUGAACAUAUUUUAACAUUGGUAUGAGUUUUUAAAAAAGUAAUUAACAUAAUUAUACAAUAAAUAAAACUACCCUCAAGAAAGCAAUUAUCAUUUACCACAUAAAUCGAAAUCACAUUUGUUAUCACACAUGUUUGUAAAACAUUUUGUAAUAGCGUAGACGUAUAAAUUUCUGUCAUGUCACUCCAUUUUUAAAUAACAGAAGUUUUUUAGAUUCAAGUCAUUCCUAUUGCUGAAACAAUUGAGUAUAUUUUGGACAAAAUUUAUGUUCACUAAAAACUGCCCAUCAAUUGUAGCAGACUAAUUUUCAGGAGGCUGUUGUUGAAACUGACAACGGAGAGCACAUUAAUUUUUCAGUCAAAGUUGUACAAACAAACUGAUGGCUGUACAAUGGGUGGCCAUAUCGUUUUCUCCAACAUCUUCUUAACAAAUUAGAGAAGAAAUUUGUUAAUCCAUUUAAACCAUGAUUUUAUAAAUGACACGUAGAUGACGUCAUAAACAGGUGAAUAAAGAAGCAGCCAGGCGAAUUACUUGAUAAACUGAAUGCUUAUCAUCCAAAGAUAUCUUUCACUAGUGAAGUUAACCCUGAAAGGUUCUUGGACACUAAAUUAGUAAACGAAAAGGGUAUUUAUCGUACACAAGUAUACAGAAAACCAUCCAAAUAUCCCACACAUUGGUCAUCGUAAAUUCCAAAACUAUACAAAAGGAAUGCCAUCAAUGAUGAUCUCAGUGGUGCAAAUUGUAUCUUAAAUGACUUCGAAAUGGAAAAGAAUGCAAUAAGAAAAUAUUUUGAAAUGCAAAUUUCCCUUCCAGGAUUGUGGAAAGCAUCAUUGAGCAAUUUCAAGAUUGACUUACUAAUAACACCAACAAUGACGAGUUUAAAAUUCCACCCAACUUCUUUGACUUACCAAAACCAUUCAUUCCUAUAAAAGUUCCAUUUUGUUAAGAAAAUAUUUCCAAAUCAUUCAUUUCAAAGUUUCACAAGUUUACAAACAAUAAGUUCGAAAUUGCAACAAAUUGGAAUACAAAAAAGAUACGCAAACUGUUUUCAUUAAAAGAUCAAAAUCCAUACCUGUUAUGAAGGAAUGUGUACCACUUGUAACACAUCUUACAUUGGGGUAACAAGACAAAAUGCUGUGGUUCGCUGAAAUGAGCAUAAUAAUCCAACCGAGAAUUCAGAACCAGCUAACCAUAUUUACCAUAAUCCUGAGCAUCAGUUUAGUUGGAAAAUUUUGGUAAAAAAAAACUUGGAAACUACAUUUAUUGCAUUGAAACGUCCAAAAUUAAAUGAACAACUUGAAUCUAAAAAACUUCUGUUAUUUAGAAAUAGAGAAUUACUUUUUUAAAAAUUAAUACUAGUUUAAAAAUAUGUUCACAUUAAAAUUUAUUACAUCUAUGUAUGCACUGAGGAUGGUUUUACCCAAGAAGCUUAUGCUAUUUUAAAACUUGUUUUUAUAUUUUUAUCACAUUCUAUGGCGAGUUACUAUAAUAAUAAAUUAUGUUGUCUUUGAACAUUGGUUCUCACGUUUUUUAUUAAGGUGAAAGGCCACUUUAGUAGUCAUGUUGGGAAGUCAUCUGAAGGUUAUAGAGGUGUGCAUGGAGGCUAUUGAUUUGGGCGCAGAAAUAAGGAAUAAUGGCAACGGACAUGGUGGUUUGCAACACAUCAUUCAGUAGUAGGCUGAUAACAUAUGAGUCAGUUGAUUGUAAGACACAGAUAGAUUACUUCCUGGUUAGAAAGUCAGACAAGAAAGUGGUGAAGGACGCGAAAGUUAUAUCGGGGGAAGAGUGUGUUUUCCAGCAUAGGUUGCUGUUUUGUCAUAUUAUCUUAAAGAGUGUUAAAGAAUCCAAGGGUAAGUACAGGCCCUGCUGUAAAGUCUGGAAGCUGAAGAAAGAGUUUGUAGCAAGACAAUUUAGUGCAAAAGUUCAGGAGUUAGCUCACAAUGGUCAAUGUGAUAGUGACAAUGUUGAAAGUACUUGGACUGCUUUGCAGAAUUGUCUUCUAGAAGCUUCUCAUGAUACCAGUGGGUGGACGAAAGGACCAGCUAGACAUAGUCAGACGUUGUAGAAGGGCCAGCUAUGCAGAUCAAGACAGAAUGGGUAGUGGAGGCUAUUAGGAAAUUGAAGAUUGGCAAGGCUGCAGGAGUAUCAGGUAUUGUUGCAGAGAUGGUAAAAGCAUCUGGAUAUAUUGGAGUUGAGCUUAUUACAAGUCAUGCUAAUCAGAUUAUCAAGGAUGGUGCUAUUCCGAGUGAGUGGCAGUCGAGUGUAAUAGUGAAUUGUUUCGAGGGCAAGGGUGAUGCAUUAGAAAGAGGUAACUAUAGAUGUUUGAAGUUGGUUGAUCAGGUAAUGAAAGUUAUUGAAAGAGAGAAAAUGUUGGUGUACAUCAUGGUCCUGUACGUAGUCCUUUUUUGUUUGUUCUAGUCUUAGAGACGCUGUCGAUGGAGUUCAGAUCA